Messenger RNA from Prunus avium (sweet cherry), 1077 nucleotides. RefSeq lists its product as uncharacterized. The record is from RefSeq and is a predicted model, not a curated record. Gene Ontology annotation, biological process: endoplasmic reticulum to Golgi vesicle-mediated transport; intracellular protein transport. Gene Ontology annotation, cellular component: endoplasmic reticulum membrane; endoplasmic reticulum. NCBI's taxonomy places the organism in Eukaryota, Viridiplantae, Streptophyta, Magnoliopsida, Rosales, Rosaceae.
AAGAGGUAUUUACUCAAAAGAAAAAAAAAAGUUAAUUGAAAAUACCAAGAUAUACAGAGUACCGAAACGAACCACCAAACGGCCCAAACGGGCGCCAACAUACCACAGAGUGGGUGCGAUUUAAAUCUUUCCUAAAUGGAAUUUCGUAUUUCUUUGUUUGGGUCGUCUUUUUAAUUCUAGGGUUUGGCCGUUUGGCGCUAAAAGUUAAAAGGAUGUUGCAGCUGCUGCUUUGCGCGGCGAUCUUGGGCGAAAUAGCGCUGAUUCUAGCGCUGUUGUUGGAGAUCAAACUGGCGGAGCCGGUGAUGAUAGCGGUGGAUCGCUUGAAACGAGGGAGGGGCCCACUCGUUGUGAGGAUCAUCGCUGGUUCGGUGUUGUUUGUGCUAGUGGCCAGGGUCUACGGUACGAUCAACAUCAUCAAACGAACCACCAUGUUCAAUCCGAGUGUUCUCAUGAACAUGCUCCAGAUUUCUCUUACGGGAUUCUUGCUGUUUCUUUCAGUUAUUUUGGAUAGAUUGCAUCAUUACACGAGAGAAGUUUCUUUACUCAGGACUGAAAUGGAGGCUGCACAAAGAGAGAACCAAACUUUUCAAGAGGAGAAAAACGGAAGAGCCCUGGNCGGAAGAGCCCUGGCGCUUAAGAUCUUGGAACAAGAGAUUGCUAAAUUGAGGACAAACAUCAUGAAUACGGAAACUGAAUAUGAGACGAAAGCAAAGGGGGCAAAGCUGGAAAAAACCAAGGUAUAUGCCUUGAGAAAGCAAUAUGAAGGACUCCUAGCGGAAAUUGAUCGCGUGCAGGAAGACAACCAAAUUCUUCGAAGCCAGCUAGAAUGGGUAGAUCUAAGCUAUGAUGACAAAACGAAACACGCAAGGAAGCGAUUACAUUAGCAAAUUUUAUUCAUAUGCAUAUGUGAGGGUUUUUUAGACGCAGAAUUGAGGCAGAGAAAGAGGAUAAGUGCACCCAUAUGUAUAUAAAGCGUAGGAAUUGAAGCAAGGAAUUUGUGUAGUUUCGAAUUCUAUUAGUUCUGCUAAUGUAAAGAUUGCUCAAAGCAUUGAACCCAUUUCAAAAUGUUAACAUGUG